Sorex fumeus (smoky shrew) is the source of this 1422-nucleotide messenger RNA. RefSeq names its product secretion regulating guanine nucleotide exchange factor (gene SERGEF). The coding region runs from base 46 to 1422 and encodes 458 amino acids. The transcript is spliced from 11 exons. NCBI's taxonomy places the organism in Eukaryota, Metazoa, Chordata, Mammalia, Eulipotyphla, Soricidae. The record is from RefSeq and is a predicted model, not a curated record.
CCUCCGCGCGGCCCCUCCCGGAAGCGUCUCGCGGAGCGUCCCCGCAUGGAGCGCGGGCCCGGCGCGUCGGAGGCCGCCCCUACAGCGGCCGCGCUCUUCGCCUGGGGUGCAAAUAGCUAUGGGCAACUUGGCCUUGGCCAUAAAGAAGAUGUACUUCUGCCCCAGCAGCUGAGUGUGUUCUGCAGACCCGAGAGUGUGCGGAAGAUCACCGGUGGAGGCGGCCACUCUGCAGUUGUCACAGAUGAAGGAAGCCUUUUUGUCUGUGGCUUAAACAAAGAUGGGCAGUUGGGGCUGGGUCACACAGAAGACGUUCUGUGCUUUACCCCCUGCUCGUCCCUCCUUGGUUGUCCCAUCCAACAGGUGGCCUGUGGCUGGGAUUUUACUAUCCUGCUCACUGAAAAUGGUCAAGUUCUGUCAUGUGGCUCCAACGCCUUUGGCCAACUGGGAGUUCCUCAUGGACCUCGAAGAUGUGUGGUUCCCCAGGCCAUUGAGCUCUUGAGCGAGAAGGUCAUCAGUAUUGCUGCAGGACUGAGACAUGCUUUGGCUGCUACAGCAAGUGGCAUCCUGUUCCAGUGGGGAACUGGCCUGGCAUCCUCUGGUCGGCGGUUGUGCCCUGGACAGACACUGCCCCUGUUUUUGACAGCGAAAGAACCUAGCAGAGUGACAGGCCUUGGGAAUUCCAGAGCAAUAGGCGUUUUUGCUGGCUCAGGCCAUUCAGCUUCAUUGACAGAUGCCGGAGAGCUGUAUGUUUGGGGAAGCAAUAAGCACGGGCAACUGGCCUCCCCGGCUGCUUUCCUGCCUGAGCCCUGGAAAAUAGAAACCCGGUGUUUCCAGAAUGAGAAGGUCACCGCCGUCUGGAGUGGGUGGACACACCUGGUGGCACAGACAGAAACUGGCAAGGUGUUUACCUGGGGCCGGGCUGACUAUGGCCAACUGGGGAGGAAGCUGGAGUCUCAGGAAGGCCGGGAACUACAGAAGCAAGAUUCGUCUCUCUCUUCCUCACCACCUCAGAAGAGCUCACCUUCCCCUCUGCAUUGCUUAGCAGGAACAACUGAGGUCUCUUGUGGCUCGGAGCAUAAUCUGGCGGUGGUUGGUGGGACGUGCUACUCCUGGGGCUGGAACGAGCAUGGCAUGUGUGGGGACGGCACCGAGGCCAACGUUGAGGCCCCGAAGCCUGUGCAGGCUCUGCGGCGAUGGCCAGGACUCCGCGUGGGCUGUGGGGCCGGCCACUCCCUGGCCCUGUGCCUGCUGCCCACCCUCCCCAAGCUGGGCCCGGACUCCAAGGACACUGGUCCUACCCUCGGAACCGCUGCAGAAGCCACACCUCCGGAAACGGCCAGGGCAGAAAGAGAGACCGGAGGGAAGGACAACCUGAAACUUAUACCCAAAGACCUGCCAGGGGCAGAUGCUGGUGGCUUGUGA